Messenger RNA from Beta vulgaris subsp. vulgaris (sugar beet), 1574 nucleotides. RefSeq lists its product as uncharacterized. The transcript is spliced from 2 exons. Gene Ontology annotation, cellular component: nucleus. The coding region runs from base 342 to 995 and encodes 217 amino acids. The record is from RefSeq and is a predicted model, not a curated record. NCBI's taxonomy places the organism in Eukaryota, Viridiplantae, Streptophyta, Magnoliopsida, Caryophyllales, Amaranthaceae.
CUUUUUCCCCUUCCUUAAACGAAUCUCGCAAUUCGGCCUCCGCAGGGCUAAUAUCACGAUUCUAUCUUUUGGUCUUUCUUUCCUUGUGGCGGUUCGAAUUUGGCAUUUGGGGAUUUUGUACUACUAGUACUAGCACUAGGUUCUUUUGGGAAGUGUUUUCGAGCUUUCGGCGAUUGCCGUUGUUGUUUGCAGUGUGGUGUCGUUACAACUCUGUUGAGAUCCAAGGCAAGUGCUAGGAUUUGGUUAUUCUGGUGCAGGGGAUGCUGCUGCAGAUUAAUCGUCACUGCUUUAUUGCUACGUUAUUUGCUAAUUGAAUUUUGAAGCACCAUUCAAUCACAAAAAUGGCUGAAGAUGUGCCUCCUCCCAUAAGGUUGAUGAAUUUUGUGUCUCAAGAAGAGUUAGAGGUAGCCAAGAGAAGCCAUGGUGAACGAUUGGAGGAUGGGACUGCACAGAGAGACCGCCCUCUCUAUGAUAUUUUGAAGGAGAACAAAGAUAAGUCUGAUGCAGAAUUUAACGAGCGAUUCAAGCAUCAACCACCUAAGGCUUUGGACGAAGACGAGACUGAGUUUCUCGAUAGAUUGGAGAAGUCCAGGAAAGAAUAUGAAAAAUGUAUAGCUGAUGAAGAAGCCCAACAACUGAAGAGCUUUCAAGCAGCUGUGGCUGCACAAUCUAUGAUGGUUGUAUAUGAGGCUAAGGAGAUACGUCCUGUUUCUGAUGCUCAGGAAGAGAAAAGGACCAUGGAAAAGAGGAAUCGUCCUGUUCAGCCCUUGGGAGUGAUCAUUAAAGUUAAGCCACAAAAGAAGGCAAAAGUGGAGCCAUCACUGGAACCAGAAUCUAGAGCUGCUCAAAACCAUUUAAACCAGCAAAGAACAUGUAGUACUGAUAAAGAGAAGCAUCAUGAGCCAGUAAAGAAUUCAGAUGGUGACGGGGGAAACAUCCAUGAUUUGUUAAAGACUGGUCUAGUUUCGUACAGUGAUGGAAGUGAUGAUGAUUAGUAUCCGUGCUUUUUGAAUAUUUUUCAGGAGCUGGUAUCAUGUAUUGGUUGCUCUGAUUUGGAUGGUCAUUGCACAAAGUUGGAGUAGUAGGAUUGGAGCUUGUCUAGAUGACAAUCUGUUGGAGUUUCCAUAGACUCCAACAAGGACACGAUAAUUUCAUGCACUGGGCAUUUAAGUUGGUAUCAGAUAGGGGUCAAUUUGAUGCCAAGUUAGAUUUUGGAACCAAAUAUUUAACUUGAUAGUAAGCUACAAUUUGAUACCAAAUAGAUUUAAGUUGAUGUCAAGCAUUUUAUAUGGUACCAAAUAGAGUUAAAUUGGUACCAAAAUUGUAACUUACUACCAACUUAACUGCAUUUUGGUAUCAACUUACUCUCGACCUUGUGAAAUUACGAGUGUAUCAUUAUUUUGUUAGUCUUUGGAGACUCCAAAAUACUGUCACCAAGUCUUUUUCAUAGGAGUGUAGGGCAAAUGAAAAUGUACUGGUAGACUUUUUGUUUCUCCGUCUUCCAUCAUAUGCGAAUGACAACUUGUGACGCUUAAAACCCAAAAUACUCAUAAAUUACCAGUUUUGUUUGCUUA